AUGAGCCAUGGCUGCUCGGAUGAUGGCUUGGAUGCCUUCCGUGCAAAGGUGGAUGCAGUUUUGGGCGGGUCUCUCAGCUCGUGGACCCCGCGGGCCCGUGUUUUUCAUCGUCGCAGCUUUGGGCAUCUCAACUUCUACGAUGCCUUGAUGGUCGACCCUGACUCAAAGCGCUCCUUUCUGGUGGAAUUUGUUAUCCGGUUCAGGGACGAUAUAGAGACGUGUAACGAAUCAGAGCCUUCAUUCAAAGGUGCACUCGGAUAUGUGACGUCCCACAGGGACAUUCGAAUAGGGGAUGUUGUGGAGAUCUUGUCUGGCCAGAUGGACGAGAAGCUGCCUAAGCCGCCCUGUCACUUCACGAUCAAGGUUUCCCAAAUGCGCAUUGCCGAACUGUGGACUGAGAUGUUCAUCCAAAGUGAGGCGGCCACAGCUGCAGAGGAGGAAGGUGCCAGGGUCUCCAAGGCACGUGGGAAGCCUUGCAAUCAUCAAGCCUCCAAAUAUGGUUUCCAUCGGCCGGUAUUUCACGACGGAAUUGACCAGUCCUGGUUUGUGGAGUUGGACCGGAUGAACGAGCAGAAAGGUGAGGAGAAAAGGAGGCAGAAGCGUGAGGCGAAGAAAGCGGGCAAGGAGACGCAGCAGGAGAAUGCACCUCAUGUCACUGAUGAGGAUGAGCCCUUGUGCAUUCAACUUGGUACGACGGACGAAGAGUUGGAUUUUUUGCGAAGUCUGGUACAAGGGGAGACGGAGGAGGCUGAUGCAGAUCACUCCGAGAGCUUGCUCCGCCAGAUCCUUGUUGCCAAGCAGGAGUCUCGGAGACGCUCCCGGCCCCGAGCAUUUCUGCAGUGCCAUUUUCCUCAAGCUGAACGCUUGGCGGCAUACUUGGAUGGACAGGUGCUGUCGACCUGCACCAGGGAUCGCUUGGUGCUGCUUUCCUGGGGCCAAGAGCUGCUUGAUCCUCCCAAGGACACUUGUGGGAAGGUUCUGACCAGCCUGGCGAAGCUGUACCGGCAGCGGCAGGCGGAGGUGUUGGGCUCUCCCGGUGGAGCGGCCGAAGAUGGCUACGAGGUGCGGAUGCCGGUACACCUUCACUCCGUCAUUCAACGCGUCUACUUUGCGAGCGGUGAGCGGAAAGCACCCAGCCUGGUG
Symbiodinium sp. CCMP2456 is the source of this 1143-nucleotide messenger RNA. The record is from the annotation of a GenBank genome assembly. Lineage: Eukaryota; Dinophyceae; Suessiales; Symbiodiniaceae.